AUGUUCCUGUUGCUCGGCUGUAUACUGUUCAGCGCCUUUAUGCAAAUUUCGUGUGGGGCCGACAAUGUGCCGCAUUUCAUGAACGACUCGGCGUUGGUGCGGGUGAAGCGGCAGACGUUUUACUAUCUUUGCGGCUCACCGCCAACCCAGUACUACUCUGUUAAGCCCUGCACCCCGACAGCUCCAAAAUGCCAGAAUGGCGGUCGACUGAUCGGGGUCGGGUGUCGCUCUGUAUACAGAGUUGUUGCUGCACCGUGCCGGAACCACCGUUGCCGCCGCCGCUCCCACCAGUACCCGGGCACAGAUUCGGCGUUUGUUACCACGGUCAACUCUCGGAAGUGCGAUGCAACGAGCCAGGACAAUGUGCUCCGGGCCAGACGUGCAUCAACGGAUUGUGCUGCACAUCAACCGGAAAUGAAUAUAAACACGCUUGCGGGGGAGAAGCUGCCC
Mesorhabditis spiculigera is the source of this 450-nucleotide messenger RNA. NCBI's taxonomy places the organism in Eukaryota, Metazoa, Nematoda, Chromadorea, Rhabditida, Rhabditidae. The record is from the annotation of a GenBank genome assembly.